This is a messenger RNA of Stomoxys calcitrans (stable fly), 4107 nucleotides long. RefSeq names its product cell division cycle protein 27 homolog (gene Cdc27). Bases 622 to 3435 code for a protein of 937 amino acids. Gene Ontology annotation, molecular function: protein binding. The record is from RefSeq and is a predicted model, not a curated record. The transcript has 4 exons. Gene Ontology annotation, biological process: cell division. NCBI's taxonomy places the organism in Eukaryota, Metazoa, Arthropoda, Insecta, Diptera, Muscidae.
AUUUAUAGAUCCCUAACUAAUAUUUUCCAUCAGGUUUUCCUAAUUUACCUAGUUUUAGAAGAAAUUAUUGAAUUUAAUCGGUGUUUUCUGGGAAAAAUCCAACAAAAUGUAUAUUAGAAAUAUUAUCAAAGGUUGAACUAAUUCGAUUAUUUCGUAAUUAGUUUUCAUUGUGUCGGGAAAAUCGAACAAAUUGGAAGUGAAAAAUUUCUUUUUUGUGGGCUUUAAAAGUCACGAAAAAGAUAGAGUGGCCUUAGUGGUUUGUGCUUGUGCUGGCCGAGGUAAAAAUUGUGUACGUUUAGUUGAUAUUGUUGGUGGCGACGGUGGUGGUGGUGUCGCCCAUCGUCUUCAAUAUCAUCGUUAGAACCGUGAGUCUCUUAGCCCUAUGCCAAAGAGGAGUUUGCAUGCGUUCGUAUGUGUAAGCUUAUGUGAGCGUAUAAAAAAUAGAAAAGGGGCAUCCAAGUGAAGAAAAGAUUAAAUCCCAAUAAGGACUUUGGUGCGGUACAAAAACUCUCAUAGUCAUAGCGAUCGAAAAAAGAAACCACCCCAAUCAAACCAAUAAGUUCCAAAUCAGUGCACAGUUUCGUCAUAUCCACCGCGUUUCAUCAUACUGCAGCCAAAAGCAUGAUUAUACAGGAGCCUGUGCAGGCAGCCAUAUGGCAUUGUCUGAAUCACUAUGAUCACAAGGACGCAGUAUUUUUGGCGGAGCGUUUGUGUUCAGAAGUGGAAACCGACGAGACGAUAUUCAUUUUGGCCACCAGCUAUUAUCGUUCAAACUUGAUACAUCAAACAUAUUGGUUACUUCGUGAAAAAUCUCGCCGUUCGCCACAGUGUCGCUUUCUGCAGGCAAAAUGUGCCUAUCAGCUCAAAAAAUACUCCGAGGCUGAAUGUGCUCUUACCAGCAAUGGUUUUGGCGAUAUGAAGAAUUGCUUCGAUGAUAUUGUCAAAGAUUUUGGAGAGAUAGCAUGUUUCGUUCUGCAGCUGAUAGCCCAGAUAUGCGUGAAAACGGAACGCAAUAAAAUUGCGACAAUCGCUUUAAGGAAGGCCCUCAAAUUGAAUCCCUUCAUGUGGCAAGCUUUUGCAGAUCUGUGCCAGUUGGGCGAGAAUCCAGAUGCGACGAGUGUAUUCCAGAUAUCCAACACUGAUAUAUUCAAUACGUGUCAGGGCAACGUGAACACAAGUUCAAUGAUCCUCUUUGGUGGUGGUGUGGCAAACCCCAGUGAGUGUAGCAAUUUAAAUAACAUAAACUUCGGUACAGCAAACGUGAUUACGGAUGGCGGUUUCAUUAGUCAGUUGUGUAAUAGUUCCAAUUAUAUACUCUCCACACCGGUAGAACAACAGAUCCCGCCACAAGCCAACAACAAUGGUCUGGGAACAUUGCAGAACUUCACAACACCAAAUAACAAUAACAAUAAUAAUAAUAUAAAUAGUUCCAUAUCAAUGCUUAGAGGCAGCACGACGGGCCUAAGUGUUGGCAAUGGCCUUAAUCAGAAUCAACAGAACACCAGCAUGAUGAUGCUGGACGACACACCUGUUGGGUAUACCACAAACACUGAACAAACAGCUGGUUUGAGUGCACAGGGUGAUGUUGGUGGUGCAGGCACGCCAUUCCGCAAACAGUUUCAAUAUCUUUCAGCUAUGUCACCUAUAACACCUAGCUUUGGUGUUAUGCCAAUGAAUAGUCCAUGUGGUGGUGAUUCAUCAUUUUUGGGUAGCCUUGGUGCUGGACACACACAAACAAAUCUCAACAUAACUAAUUCCCCAUUGCCCCAGACUUUAGCAGAAGUGAACCAAGAACAGAAAGUCAUAGUCAAGAAGAUGAAGGGGCACGUCAGUAGUUUGAUUAAUCGCAAAGAACCAACCUCAAAUUCUGGCAGCGGAAGUAAACCUGCCGUUUUUACACAGACUGGCAAUAUAACACCAAGAACUCCAAAUAACCCGGGAAAUGUUACAAGUGGUACAAAUAUUCCUAAUGCCGCAGUGAGGCGUAGUACACGCCUUUUUAGUCACAGUGCGUAUUCCGUCAAGGAAAACAACAAAUCGCCAAAUAUUUCAAAUAAAUUUGUACAGCCUCGUUCGCCUCCACGUAAAACGAAAACGCGCAUGGGUAAAAUUUGCCUUAACAAUGAACUCAUAGAAGAUAAAUCAAAUGCCAAUCAAACAAAUUCCGACAAACUCUCUGAGAAGCCCAUACGCAAGGACAAAGAGAAGGUUGAAACAAUAACAUCGGCGCAGACCGCAAUUAAUCGCACAUCCGAAGAUGCCAAAGUGCAAUUGAAUAACAGUCUAAACAAUGCACAAACCAUGGCCCAUCAUUUGCUCUCGCUGAAGAAACAGUCAGCCGACGGACUAAUGACGCUUCUCAGAGAUCUUGGGGAAGGCUACAAACUGUUGGCGCAUUUUCAAUGUAAAGCUUCAAUUAAGCAUUUAGAGGCUACAAUACCAAAACAUCAUUUCUCAUCCAGUUGGGUGCAGUCAUUGAUUGGCAUGUCCCACUACGAGUUAAGGGAGUACGAGAAUGCAGUGGCGAUAUUUAAAAGAAUCCAUGAGCAAGAACCCUAUCGCUUGGAUUACAUGGAAAUAUAUUCCUCGUCGUUGUGGCAUCUACAAAAGGAAGUUAGUCUAUCUGCCUUGGCCCAGGACUUAAUUAACCAAAACAAAACAUCGCCAAUAACUUGGUGUGUGGCCGGUAAUUGCUUCUCAUUGCACAAAGAACAUGAAACGGCAAUAAAGUUCUUCAAAAGGGCCGUGCAGGUAGAUCCCGAAUUUGUCUACAGCUACACAUUGUUGGGCCACGAAUUGGUUCUUACCGAAGAGUUGGACAAAGCCAUGGAUUAUUUCCGUUCGGCUGUUGUAAGGGAUCCGCGCCACUACAAUGCAUGGUUCGGUAUUGGCACCAUAUACUCGAAGCAAGAGAAAUAUGAAUUGGCUGAGCUGCACUACAUUAAGGCUUUGAAAAUCAAUCCUCAGAAUUCUGUGAUUCUAGUGCAUAUCGGUGCUAUGCAAUACUUUAUGCAAAAGAAGGAGCAGGCUCUGCAAACUCUCAACACAGCAGCCACACUAGACCCCAAGAACCCACUGGCGCGUUUCCAUCGUGGUUCAAUAUACUUCUCAUUGGGCCGUCAUCAGGAGGCGCUCAAAGAACUCGAAGAGCUUAAAGAAAUCGUACCUAAAGAGUCGGUGGUAUUCUAUUUAAUAGGAAAGAUACAUAAAACCUUAGGCAAUGUCGACUCGGCUCUUAUGCACUUUAGCUGGGCCACCGAUUUAGAUCCCAAGGGGGCCAAUAACCAAAUCAAAGAUGCCUUCGAUUCUAUGUCAAAUCCCUGCUGUCCCUCCUCAAUGAAUGAUCCUGGCCUUGAUGCCGAUUUAGAGCCAAUCUCUGAGCGUUCAGACGAAUCUACACAGGCGCAAGAUGUUAAUUACGAUAGCGAUUUUUAAGAGUCGUCGCCCCUGUAAAAUAUAUAUAUGCUGAUAAUGCCACGAGACGGGCACAAGUGGCGACGAAAUCUUGAAGGCGAAGUAGUAAAUUAAAAUGGAAAAUGAAGAAAAACUUGUAAUAUUAUUUCCCAUAAACUUUCGUUCGAUAUUUUGUUGAUCUAUUUUUAUUAUGAUUAAUAUCCAUAUAGUUUUACCCCUUGGCCCAUUCUUCCUAUUCUGUGUAAUUUUUCUUUUUUUUUUCUUUUUGAGAUAUGUAAAACAUUAUUAAUUAUUAAUUAAAUCAAUUUAUAAUUUGUACCAUUAUUUUUGCUAGUUUUAAUCCUCAAUCACACACCAAUCAACGAGCAAAAAAUAAUGCUGCAGUUGGAUGGAUUAAUUAAUUGAAAAUUGUGGUGUGGUUAUCACAGGUAUCAAUGCACACAAAACGAUCACAUAAAAGUUUACUCAUUCUCGGACUUCAUAAUUUGCAUCAAAUAAAAAGACAUCAAUGGAAAUUAUUAUAAAUUUUGUUUGCAUAAAAUACAGUAUGAAAUGAAAUCUGAAGUAGUACUUUAACUUAAAAAAAACAUAACAAAUACUAAAAAUGAAAUAUAAAAAAACACAAAAACCAUCAUUAGUAUAUAAAAAAUGAGUCUUGAUGUUUUAUUUAAUAAAAAUGAUAUGAAAUUUAAA